AUGAUUCAUGGACCAUGUGGACAGCUUUACCAUAAUAGUCCGUGUAUGGUGGACAACAGUUGCUCAAAAAACUACCCAAAAGAGUACAGCGAAGAGACUUUGUAAAUUUCCGACAGCGGUAACCCGACGUACCGCAGACCAAAUAACGGUCUCGAGGCUAACGUCAGAGGUCACCAAGUAGGAAAUGAGUUUGUUGUGCCAUACAACCCUUACUUGAUCAGCAAGUAUGAUGGGCACAUCAACGUUGAGGUAUACUCUACAGUGAAGAGCGUAAUGUAUCUGUACAAAUAUGUGUACAAGGGACAUGACGCGGCUACCGUGGAAGUUAGGAAUGGAAAUAAAAUAGAAAAGUGA
Molecule: messenger RNA, 354 nt
Organism: Melanaphis sacchari
Lineage: Eukaryota; Metazoa; Arthropoda; Insecta; Hemiptera; Aphididae
Source: RefSeq, a predicted model, not a curated record